This is a messenger RNA of Glarea lozoyensis ATCC 20868, 1791 nucleotides long. Its product is annotated as MFS general substrate transporter. The transcript has 5 exons. The record is from RefSeq and is a predicted model, not a curated record. Lineage: Eukaryota; Fungi; Ascomycota; Leotiomycetes; Helotiales; Helotiaceae. The coding region runs from base 1 to 1791 and encodes 596 amino acids. Gene Ontology annotation, biological process: transmembrane transport. Gene Ontology annotation, molecular function: transmembrane transporter activity.
AUGCUUGCCGCCGAUUCGAAGUCCAACAUGGACGCGUCUACGCUGAAAAGUGGCACUCCGAGUUUCGACGAGAAACGUGCCGAGAAGGCUGAUGAGACAAGGCUAGGCUCGAGCGAUUCGACAGUCCCUUCGACGAAAGAGACCGAGCCAGAGCCAACUAGUAGUAGCCAUGGAGGAGACCUGAGCAAGGUCGUUUCAGUGAAGUCUGCAAAAGAGGUUACCGAGGAGUUGAACAGGAUUAUGACAAGUGGAGAGGGUGUGGAGUAUCCUACAGGAGCGAAACUUGGUCUGAUAUCGCUUGCUCUCUGUCUGUCUGUCUUUUUAAUGGCUCUGGACAACACCAUCAUCGCCACGGCUAUUCCAGCAAUCACGGAUCAGUUUGAAAGUCUUCCAGAUGUCGGGUGGUAUGGUAGCGCCUACCUUUUGACGACCGCGUCGUUCCAACUUCUCUUUGGAAAGUUCUACACCUAUUUCUCUCUGAAAUGGGUCUACCUGAUCGCCAUUGGCAUCUUCGAGCUUGGAAGUCUUCUGUGUGGUGUUGCGCCAAAUUCGACAGCAUUGAUCGUCGGUCGAGCAAUUGCUGGUGUGGGAUCGGCUGGAAUCUUCUCAGGAGCACUCAUCAUCGUCGCUUUCUCGGUACCUCUGGCAAAGAGACCAAUGUAUACCGGGUUUAUUGGAGCCAUGUACGGUAUUGCAAGUGUCGCGGGACCUUUACUCGGAGGCGCAUUUACGGAUAAGGUUUCUUGGAGAUGGUGUUUUUAUAUCAAUCUGCCUAUCGGUGCCAUCACGGUCGUCAUCAUCAUGAUUUUCUUCCAAAACCCUGAGCGAGCAGCCGUUGCAGAUCUUGGAUGGAAAGCACGUAUCAAGGAGUUCGAUUUGGAAGGCACCGCUGUUUUCAUGCCAGCUAUCAUAUGCCUUCUUCUCGCCUUACAGUGGGGUGGAACCAAGUAUCCUUGGGGAUCUGGAAGGAUUAUCGCUCUUCUCGUACUGUUCGGUAUUCUGAUUUCCAUUUUCAUUGGCAUUCAAUUUUGGAAACAAGACUCUGCCACUGUUCCACCCAAAAUCAUGAAACAACGAACCAUGUGGGCUGCAUCAUGGUUCUCAUUCUGCCUGGGAGCUGCCUUUCUCUUGCUUCUCUACUACCUUCCUCUCUGGUUCCAAGCUGUCAAGGGUGCUUCGGCCGUAAAAUCUGGCAUCAUGAAUAUUCCAAUGGUUAUGACCUUGGUUAUCACAUCCAUAUUCGCUGGAGUUGGAGUUACUGUCGUCGGAUAUUAUGCUCCAUUAAUGAUCGUUUCCUCCGUUAUCGCUGCAAUUGGUUGCGGUCUACUCUCAACCCUUAAACCAGAUUCUUACCACGGUUACUGGAUUGGGUACCAAGCUUUGACUGGAAUCGGAAUUGGUCUGGGAAUGCAGCAGCCGCUGAUCGCUGUUCAGACCGUCCUCGAUAUUUCUCUCGUCCCGAUCGGUACUUCGGUCAUUGUUUUUGUCCAAACACUAGGAGGAGCCUUAUUCGUCUCUAUCGGCCAGAGUGUUUUUACCAACAAGCUCUCGGAUGGACUAGUCAAAUACGCUCCAUCUGUUGAUCCCAAAGUCAUUCUUGCAACCGGAGCUACUGCCAUUCAGAAAACGAUCGAUAAAUCAGUUCUUCCAGGCGUCACGAUUGCGUAUAAUGAUGCUCUCACGCAAGCAUUCUUAGUCAGUGCCGUUAUGGCAGCUCUGACGAUCAUUGGGUCUGCCGCAGUCGAAUGGAAGUCUGUGAAAGGAAAGAAGAUUGAAAUGGCCGCAGCAUAG